This is a messenger RNA of Cryphonectria parasitica EP155, 1069 nucleotides long. RefSeq lists its product as uncharacterized. The transcript has a single exon. The record is from RefSeq and is a predicted model, not a curated record. NCBI's taxonomy places the organism in Eukaryota, Fungi, Ascomycota, Sordariomycetes, Diaporthales, Cryphonectriaceae. The coding region runs from base 418 to 627 and encodes 69 amino acids.
AGGUUCUCCUGCGUUGGCUUGAACCAUGGACGAAGCAUUCGAUUGCGCCAAGAAGCCGGCCGACCGAGUCUCACGACUGACCAGCCAAGCAAGCAGGCAAGCAAGCAUGCAAAGACUACAUCACUCGAUGACCGUUACGGAACGAAGGGGGGUUUUGACAAUGGAAUGGCCCUUACGCUGCACACAACAGCUCGGAGCGACCGACUGACCCGUUGCCUCUCUUCCUCGCGAUUUCACACGCUGAUGGGAGAGAAUUAACUCGCGUACCUUUAGUACUUUGCCAGAGGGAUAACAGAGUGUCGAUGAGCCCCCAUGUGGUACAUCACACGUAUAACGAGGACGAAAGAAAGACAUUGAUAGAGAGGGUUGUCUUAUGGGUCGUGCGUGCAAGUUAAGCAGCGCGGUUUGACGGUAAUAAUGACUGGGAGGGUCCCCACGAGUUUGGCACCACUGCUUAAAGGCAUGGUUGCGCGAAGGAUAAGAACUUUGUUGACCUCCCUACUGCAUUCUGAAUUUCUAAAACGAAAAGCAUGGCGUUCAGGAGUUGGUUUGUUUUCCUUUACUUUGCGGCAAUCUGCUUUUAUUUUUUUGCCAUAUGGGUUCAUUGGCUGCCGAGGGUCUCCAUGAGAUGGGCUAUAUAUGUAUGGACUUGGGCAUGAGGGUGUGGCAGGCGUGGCAGGCGUGGCAGGCACGCAUCGGUGAUUUUCUUUUUUACCCCCCUCUUCCAUCCUUCUCACGUCACGAGUAUUCACAGUGCUUAGUGUGUGCCGUGCGAGUGGCGUGAGCCUUGCAGAAGACAAAAGGACUCUUGCUGCCUCACGUUUGGCUGGUGCCUAUGUGCUUUUUUCUCUCCCUCCCUCUCCCCCGCCUUGCUUGGUUGCCAGACUGAUUGGCGUAUGGGAGGAAAUUGGAACUGGUUCUUCUGGUUCUUGACGUGCUCUUAGUGAUUAUCUGCACAGUUGCUUUGAUGGUUUUCCGAAGGGGUAGAGGAGGAAGAGGACCCGGCCGAACCGAGAUAGAAUUCUCUCUUCCCCCCUAGGCAUAGAUUGAAUGCAAACCACAUUGUGUG